AUUCGCAGACGCUGUGAUGACAGAAACGCUCUGGUGUCGAGGUGAGGACACCGCAGCUCGCAGCAGUGGGGGUGUUCUCCCAGGGGUUCUUUUUCUUUUUUCCCCUCCUUCUUGCUGCUGAGACAAGGGGGGAUGCUGUUCUGUGCGCUGACUUAGGUUGCAUCCCUCAGUCGUGUGUAGCUGCAAGUCUGCUGCUGCUGCUGCUGCUGUGCUCGCUGCCUGGGCUUUAAACGAGGGCAAAAAAAGCUUCUGACGGAUAAGCUAAGCUAACGCAAAUCGGUGGUCCGGCCGCACCAUGAGGUUGGUCCUCCUGCUCUCUCUGCUGACGUUGGGCAGCAGCAAAUACUACCAACGCGUUAACGUCAUGGACAUGAUGAGAAACUACGACGUCAUGAUGGCCGAUUCCGGGGAUGACGACGACAACAACUUUGACGAUCACUACGACAGCUGUCCCAUGGGCUGCCAUUGCUCACCCAGAGUGGUGCAGUGCUCCGAUCAAGGCCUGAUCAACGUGCCGGCCAAGAUUCCCGGCGACAGCUUGAUGAUCGACCUCCAGAACAACGACAUCACCGAGAUCAAGGAAGACGACUUCAAAGGCCUGGACAAGCUUUACGGACUGUUCCUGAUCAACAACCGGAUCUCAAAGAUCCACCCGCGGGCCUUCAAGAACAUGAAGCACCUGCGCCUGCUCUACCUUUCCUACAACCUGCUGACGGAGAUCCCGGCCAAUCUGCCGUCCAAUAUCAUCGAGCUGCGCUUCCACGAAAACGAGAUCAACAAGAUCCAGAGGGAUGCCUUCAAAGGCCUCAGGAAGCUGCACGUGCUCGAGCUGGGCGCCAACCCUCUGGCCAACGGCGGCAUCGAGCUGGGCGCCUUCAACGGCCUGGCCACGCUCUACGUGGGAAUGUCCGAGAGCAGGCUGACGGCCGUGCCCAAAGACUUGCCCUCCUCCAUCACAGAGCUCAACCUGGAGUACAACAAGAUCUUGAAGGUGGAAGUGGAAGACUUCAUCAGAUAUAAAAAUCUCCAGAGACUGAGCCUGAGCUUCAACCAAAUCCGCUUCGUGGAGAACGGCAGUCUGGCCAAGAUCCCGAACAUCCGCGAGAUCCACCUGGACAACAACAAUCUGAAAAAGGUCCCGGUCGGACUCAGCUCCUUGCGCUACCUCCAGGUGAUUUUCCUCCACGCCAACAAAAUCACCAGCGUGGGCGUCAACGACUUCUGCCCCAUCAGAUUCGGCGAGAAAAAGAACUUGUACAGCGGCAUCAGCCUGUUCGCCAACCCCGUCAAGUACUGGGACGUCCACCCCGCCACCUUCCGAUGCGUGGGCGGACGACGGGGCGUUCAGCUCGGAAACUUCCGGAAGUGACGGCCACGCGUCGGCUGGACAGCUAGGGACCGUCCGUCAAACAGGGGAGAACCGGAAAUGAUCGCAACUUAAAUAAAAGUCUCAUAAUCAGAGAUGAAACCGAUGUGAAAAAUUUCACAUCACGAUAAAACAUGACCAAAAUGAUCAUCAGUAAUUAUCACUAUUAUCACAAUAUUGCUAAAAAAAAAAAAAAAAAAAAAAAAAAGAUAA
Molecule: messenger RNA, 1579 nt
Organism: Phycodurus eques (leafy seadragon)
Lineage: Eukaryota; Metazoa; Chordata; Actinopteri; Syngnathiformes; Syngnathidae
Gene: aspn
Product: asporin (LRR class 1)
Exons: 8
Coding region: 296-1369 (357 amino acids)
Molecular function (GO): protein binding
Source: RefSeq, a predicted model, not a curated record